AGAUGCGAUCUAUUCUUCAUGUAUCCGACAUGGCAUCUCAGGAAAUAGUGGAACAUUUGACUCAGAUCUUUUCCUUGUCCCAACCGAUACUUAAACGUGACAUUAGAGAGGUCUUGCAGAGUCAUGACAUCACUUUCAGUGAAACACUUCUAAAUGAGGUUGUUAGUACUGUCAUGGACAGUAAUGUUAUCGUCAGUGCCACAGCUAAGGGGAAGCAGUUAUCCUCAACCAAGAGAAGGAAAACCUUCAUCGAAAAUAAUUACCCUGUGGUAAAGCCUGUACAGUAUCUGCUACAGCCAGGACACACAGCAGUGCAUGUUCCCAUUCUGGAGAUGAUACAAAAAAUCUUCAAUCAUACAGAUAUUUUGGACAAAAUUAAAGAAACAAAAGUGGCACAAAAAAGUCAUUAUGUAAGCCACAAAGAUGGUUUGUACUUUAAAGACAACACAAUAUUGUCUUCAGAUGAGUUAAAGAUAACACUCAUUUUGUACAUUGAUGAUUUUGAAAUAGCCAAUCCACUUGGGACAUCACGCAAAAUACACAAAAUCUGUUCAGUAUACUGGACGCUUGCUGAUCUUCCCAGUAAAUACCGAUCAGCCCUGCAUGUUAUUCAGCUUGCAGCUUUAUGUAAAGUGGCUGACAUACAGACAUUUGGCUAUGAAAAAGCACUUGGUCCUUUGUUGAGAGACCUCCGUACCCUUGAACAAGAUGGGGUAUUCAUUGAGUCUAUUGGUAAGGUAGUUCAAGGAACAGUCAUGUGUGUGGUGUCUGACAAUCUUGCAGCCCAUGAUUUGGCAGGCUUUUCAAAAUCUUUUCGAGCAGAAUAUUUUUGCAGAUUCUGCACAGCGACACAAGCUAAACUUCAGACUCAUGAAGUUGCAAGUGGCGAAUUCAGUCUUAGGACAAAAGAGAGCCACAAUAGUGAUGUGCGUGCUGUAAUGCUUGGGGAUAGUCAGAGUCAGAAUGGUGUUCAGGCAAAUUGUGUCCUGAGCCAGCAUCUAGGGCAUUUUCAUACUGUCACUGGAUUUCCACCUGAUGCCCUCCACGAUCUUUUUGAGGGCAUUGUGCCAGUAGAGCUCUCACUAUGUAUCGGAGAGAUGAUCAGUCGCAAAUACUUCACCCUUGAAUAUUUGAACAAGAAAAUUCUAUCGUUUCCAUACCAGCACACAGACAAGCUUGACAAACCUCAUAAAAUACCACAGACCUUUGCUGUAAAGAAAAGCAUUGGGGGUAAUGGCCAUGAAAAUGCCACAUUGCUUAGACUGCUCCCUUUGAUAAUUGGGAAUGCAGUUCCUGAAGAGGAUGGAGCAUGGACUGUGCUAAUGGACUUAAAAGAGGUAGUAGAGUUAUCACUGUGCUCAGAAUUCACAGAAGAGUCCAUCCAGUAUUUACAGUCCAAGAUACAGGAUCAUAGAGAGAUGCUGAAAGAAGCCUUUCCAGAUUUUAAACUCCGUCCUAAGCAUCACUAUAUUGAACACUAUCCUGACCUUGUACGCCGUUUUGGGCCCCUUGUGCACUUGUGGACAAUGAGAUUCGAGGGUAAACACCGUUUUUUCAAGAGAGUUGUACACGACACACAAAACUUUAAAAAUGUGUUAAAAACACUUGCAGAAAGGCAUCAAUACAUGGUAGCAUACCAUCUCAGUGCGUCAGGAUUCUUCAAACCUCGCCAGCAGACAUCAAAUGUCACUUCUGUACUGGUAUCAUUGCUUCCAAAUGUUGCCAAGACAUACAUUGAACAACAAACAGAAAGCAAUGUUGUUUACAGCACAUCAAAGGUCUGCAUUGAUGGAACUGAUUACAAUGUAGGAAUGUUUUUGUCUGUGGGACAAGAUGGAGGACUGCCUAAUUACUGUAGAAUUGAACAAGUUCUCCUGGUCAAUGGUAGUGUUAUCUUUCUUUGCCAAGAGCACAUAUCACACUACUUUGAACACCUAAGAUCUUACGAACUUUUCCCAAACAAUCUGGCUGUUCACACCCCAUCAGAGCUAAAUGACAAAACACCUCUCUGUGCUUACAACAUAGAUGGAAGAUUGCUCUUGACACCCAAAUGUUUCAUAUUAUUACACUGAAGAUUUGUUGAAGCAGGUAAAUAGAUGACUGCAGCAUUCUCUUGGAGCUGUGCGGACAGUGGGUCCAUGAAUAAACUGCCCCACUACAGCAGCUGGCCUUCCAUAAAUCCCAUCGUUCAAGUGGUGUCCCAGUGUUUGUGUGGCCCAUUGGGUAUGUGGACGUGUAUAUGUUGUGCGUGACACUUUCACUCUCCAUGAAAAUUAACAUGUUUUAUGUCGUUUAGGAACCAAAAGAUGGCUGCUGCCCAGAAGCAUGUGCUGCGUGUGUAUGUUGCACGAGACACUGCCGUGAAAUUUACUCUACUUGAGCGACCAAAGUCAGUGGAGGAGCUGAAACAAAUAAUGCAAGAGAGGUUCAAGCCGAGACUGGAUGGGGACUUCAGCCUGCACUAUGAGGAUCCAGACUUUGAUGGUGAUCUUUGUCUUCUUGUGGACAUCCAGGAGUUACCAGAGAAGGGCACAUUGAGAGUCAUCAGACCUGAAGGUGACACCUCAUCUACUGCAUCUUCCGACACAGACAUACUCCCACAUGUACCUGCGUUACAGCGCCAGAAGAGUUGGCCUGAUAACUUUGUGGUUCCUGGUUUUGGUUAUGAAGUGGAGCAUAUACUAGAAGAAGGAAAUCGUAUUGAUGAAGAAUCAGGAAAAUUGCUGAAGUUAAAGAGGUCACAGAAGAGUGAAAUCCUUAAGAAAAUGGCAGAAAUGAUCUACAGUUUUAAACCAUACCCACAUGAAAAGGAAUUGGCAAUGGCUGCUCAAGCUUUGAUUACAGCUCAUCCAUGUCUAAGAAUGACGGCUGGUGAAGACGGGGAGUUGGGAUGGAAACGUCACAUAGGGUACAAGGUUGCGUCUUACCGUAACAAUCUGGCCAAAGCUGGGGUUGCUGAAGUAGCCAUCAACACAGGGAGGCGGAGCCGAAACAACCCUGACAAUGAUCACCCCCAUCAAAACAUAAAGAAAGCUCGAAAAGCUGAGGUCAACUACAUCAUCAACCUACCAAAAGAUCAAACCCCAGCCACUCUGGAAACAAUGAGAAAAGAAAUCAUAUAUGAAGUCGAAAAGACUGAGAGAAACCAAGUAGUCAUAGGCAAGCUCAUGAACACAACCUAUGCCCUUCGUCGCCAAGAAAUUGUUGGAGCUCUUGUUGCUCCACGGGUGAGAGACGUCGUGGACAGAUGGCCAGCCCUACUUAUGGAGUCACAGGUGUUUGCAGAGUUCCACCGAAUCAACAAUGUUAACCUGCGCAAUCAAUUCUACAAGGAGCUGGACAGACACACGCCGAAACUCAUCACCUUGUUCAGAGACAAGGCCACCAAGACUAGCAAGAUAGCGGAGGAGCUAGCCGAGUUCGUGAGGAUUUAUGACCUUCAGGAACAACGUGAUGUAAAUAUGAGACGGGCCUUCGUUCUUCAUGCACUUCCUGUGUACCUGCGUGAAGAUGCCUCCAAGUUCUUCAGGACCUGUAAUGUAAGUGUACAGGCCUCACUAUCAAUCCCUUUGCCUAGCUAUUCAGUCAGCUUAAACAUUUGACAUAACUCAAAGAACCCUAGGAGAACCAGGGUGUAUUCCAGAAAGCAGUUUAUG
Messenger RNA from Etheostoma cragini (Arkansas darter), 3656 nucleotides. RefSeq lists its product as uncharacterized. The coding region runs from base 2286 to 3602 and encodes 438 amino acids. NCBI's taxonomy places the organism in Eukaryota, Metazoa, Chordata, Actinopteri, Perciformes, Percidae. The record is from RefSeq and is a predicted model, not a curated record. The transcript has 3 exons.